Panthera uncia (snow leopard) is the source of this 4485-nucleotide messenger RNA. RefSeq names its product ring finger protein 14 (gene RNF14). Gene Ontology annotation, molecular function: ubiquitin conjugating enzyme binding; zinc ion binding; ubiquitin protein ligase activity. The record is from RefSeq and is a predicted model, not a curated record. Bases 1704 to 3128 code for a protein of 474 amino acids. The transcript is spliced from 9 exons. Lineage: Eukaryota; Metazoa; Chordata; Mammalia; Carnivora; Felidae. Gene Ontology annotation, biological process: protein polyubiquitination; ubiquitin-dependent protein catabolic process; positive regulation of proteasomal ubiquitin-dependent protein catabolic process. Gene Ontology annotation, cellular component: ubiquitin ligase complex; cytoplasm.
CGGAAGAGGCGGUGCCGAGCGCUGGUUGAGCCGGGCGUCUCCAGGCCGGGGCGGCGGUGGCGCACGCUGCAUCUUAAACCAGUUCAGUUACAUAUUUGUCUCCAUUGUCAAACGCAAGGCACUGCUAGAUGCUGAGAGCAACACACUGAUGCAAAAGACUUGAAACUUGCCCUUAAGGAGCUAAUGUGGCCUGAAAGUGUAAGUUCAUAAACUAUUGUAAUGCAAAGUGGGAUGUGAUAAUGUCAUAGAAAAGUUACUGUAAAAAAAAAAAAGUUUGUUGGAUUUUUAAAGAAAGACAGGACAUCUAAUUGAAAAUUUCUACAUAUAAUAGGGUCUUUGGAGAUGAGUCUUGAAAGCUGAGUGGAUAGAAUGAAAAUGAAAUGUAGGUCUGUCAUGUGAAUUAAGGCACUGGGACCUGGUGGCAGCUUCAGAAGCUGGGGUUUGUGCGGUAGGUUUUGAGGAGCUGUGGAUGGGAAACUCUGGUUGAAGUAGAGCUUCUUAAUCCUAGCUGCACAUUAGAAUCACCUGGAGAGCUUGGGCAACUACUGAUGCUUGAUUUAAUUGCUUGAUUUAAUGGCCUGGGUAUUGAGAUUUUAAAAAGCAGCUCCCCAGGUGAUUCCCAUGUGCAGACAAGAUGGAGAAGAGUAACCUAAAACCUGAAUCAUUAUAAAAUCAUCUCUCACCCCAUUUACAAAUGUUUACACUGGAAGAAACAAACUUAAUUGUUCAGCAUUAAAUAAGGUAAUGUGUAAGGACCUAAUACAAUAUGUAAUAGGCGCUCAAUGAAUGUAAAUUGAUUGUGACUUUCAUUCUUAGUUUAUUUGGGAGUCACACAUCUGAGAAUUUGGUUUCAGAAUUACCGUUUUCUUAUAGGAUUUUUACAUAAAACUUCAGAGUGUUCUUAGGAUUCUCCAUAACCCAUUUAUCGACCACCCUCCACUUCCAUUUACUCCCAGUUGAGAAGUCUGGCUCUAAAAUUUUCAAAGUAGAACUUGAAAGUGUGUGUAUAUGUGUACCUUUGCACGCUUUUGUUCUGUUUUUAAAUAUCUUGCUGUCACACUUAAAUUGACCUAAUGUUGAGUGUCCCUAGCAGGAUUAAUUUCAUAGCAGGUAAGAGGAAGAACUGGAGGGGGAUAGAAAAUGAAAGAAUAGAAGAAGCGAAAGAAGAAGGGAGAAACAAAAACAAAACAAAUCCAAGAAGAUGCUUAGAUGUUUAUUAUGAGACAUGGUGUGCUCAACUCUCAUAUGAUGUUGGUAUUCCACCUUGACUCCUCCCAGGGGGUGAGGGCAGUCAGAUAAGGCUUCUCACACUGCUGGGGCCUUGCAAACACUCCUUUAACCACAUGGCUCUGUUAGGCUGUCCUAAAGAAAGUAAUAGGCAGCUGUAGAUUGAUUGACUAUAUGUUAGGAUGUGUUUGACUUAGCUGGUAAUAAUGGAAAUUUGGAAUUAAAAUUUGGUGAGGGUCCUGACACCAUCUUCUGGGUUUUUUUGUUUUUGUUUUUUUUUCUGCAGAUGGCAGGAUCUCUAUAGUAUAUCUAGCAUGAGUUCCAGAUCUUGGCAUUUUAUCCAGCUUCGACACUCUUAUCUCCACCUCCUGGAGAAUAAAUGGGAUUUGCAUGAAUUCCACAUUCUGAAUUGAAAGACAGACUGCAUUGCUAAUAGCCUUUUCUUCUGAUUGUUAAUAACAGCUCCAGAAAAUUAAAUGUCGUCAGAAGACCGAGAAGCUCAGGAGGAUGAGUUGCUGGCCCUGGCGAGUAUUUACGAUGGAGAUGAAUUUAGGAAAGCAGAGUCUGUCCAAGGUGGAGAAACCAGGAUCUAUUUGGACUUGCCGCAGAAUUUCAAGAUAUUCGUGAGCGGCAAUUCAAAUGAGUGUCUCCAGAAUAGUGGCUUUGAAUACACCAUUUGCUUUCUGCCUCCACUUGUGCUGAACUUUGAACUGCCACCAGAUUAUCCAUCCUCCUCCCCACCUUCAUUCACACUUAGUGGCAAAUGGCUGUCACCAACUCAGCUGUCUGCUCUUUGCAAGCACUUAGACAACCUGUGGGAAGAACACCGUGGCAGCGUGGUCCUGUUCGCUUGGAUGCAGUUUCUUAAGGAAGAGACCUUAGCAUACCUGAAUAUUGUCUCUCCUUUUGAGCUCAAGAUGGGUUCUCAGAAAAAGGUGCAGAGAAGGAUGGCUCAAGCCUCCCCCAGCACAGAGCUAGCUUUUGGAGGAGCUGCUGGAUCCGAUGUUGACCAAGAGGAAGUUGUGGAUGAGCGAGCGGUGCAGGAUGUGGAAUCGCUGUCGAGUCUGAUCCAGGAAAUCUUGGACUUCGAUCAAGCUCAGCAGAUUAAAUGCUUUAACAGUAAAUUGUUCCUGUGCAAUAUCUGUUUCUGUGAGAAGCUGGGUAGCGAAUGCAUGUACUUCCUGGAGUGCAGGCACGUGUACUGCAAAGCCUGUCUAAAGGACUACUUUGAAAUCCAGAUCAGAGAUGGCCAAGUUCAGUGCCUCAACUGCCCAGAACCCAAGUGCCCUUCGGUGGCCACUCCUGGUCAGGUCAAAGAGCUAGUGGAAACAGAGUUAUUUGCCCGCUAUGACCGCCUUCUCCUCCAGUCCACCUUGGACUUGAUGGCAGAUGUGGUGUAUUGUCCCCGCCCCUGCUGCCAGUUGCCUGUGAUGCAGGAGCCCGGUUGCACCAUGGGCAUCUGCUCUAGUUGCAAUUUUGCCUUCUGUACCUUGUGCAGAUUGACUUACCACGGGGUCUCUCCAUGUAAGGUAACUGCUGAGAAAUUAAUAGACCUACGAAAUGAGUACCUGCAAGCAGAUGAGGCCAAUAAAAGAUUUUUGGAACAGAGGUAUGGCAAGAGGGUGAUUCAGAAGGCGCUGGAAGAGAUGGAAAGUAAGGAAUGGCUAGAAAAGAACUCAAAGAGCUGCCCGUGUUGUGGGACUCCCAUAGAGAAAUUAGAUGGUUGUAACAAGAUGACAUGUACUGGAUGUAUGCAAUAUUUCUGUUGGAUUUGCAUGGGUUCUCUCUCUAGAGCAAACCCUUAUAAACAUUUCACUGAUCCUGCUUCCCCGUGUUUUAAUCGGUUGUUCCAUGCUGUGGAUGUUAAUGGAGAUAUUUGGGAAGAUGAGAUUGAAGACUAGUUAACUCCUGCUCAAGAUAAGGAAAUGGAAUGGUUUACCCAAAUCUUGUGUCAAGUACACAAAAUAGUUUUGCAGGAUAUUUAGGGUACCAUUUAUGCACUCAUCCUUUGUAGAAGAUGUGGAAGAACAAGGUUUAUAUUUCCAUGUGGUACUACUGAUAAAGGCACAUGCACACGUUUUUCAGUGUAACAUAGAGAAAAUUAUAAGCCAAAGGUUCAAUGAAAACUAGAGAAUAUUAAAUACUACAGUGUGCCCGAAGCUCUGAAUAGUUAAAAAGUAAAUAUUUAUUUUCUUCCCCAAGCUUUAGGUGAAGAGAGGAGUCAAGAGUUAAAGUUAUAGACCUUUUUAUCUGAAAGCAUCCCUCUAAGACAUUAUGGGGGAGUCCCCUCAGUACUGCUCCUUAUGACUGGGGUAGGUAGAAAGAAGCCUUAUUAAAAUUGUACCAAGAGCCUGAUCUCAUUUACUCCAGGUCAUGUUCCUUUCACCCUAAGUUUCUGCCAAGUGACUUUUCUUUGAGGAAUCCCUUUUACUCAGUAACUGAUUGGAUGACCCAGUGUCAUUUUGAUCUGCUUUUCCGAAUAGAAAUUUAUAGAUAAUUUAAAAAAUCUUUUUAAUGCCAAAAACACUGUGGGCCAGCUGGUAUUUAUUAGUGGUGUAUAGUUCACUGGUUUUGAGCCCAGUCUAGAAUUUAAUGAUACUGGCUCAGAAGAAUUUCAGUCCUAUUCAGCUCUUCUGGGUGGUAGAGCCUAGAUUCAAAAUGACUUGUCUUUGCUACCCUUUGUUCUACGCUGUCUCCCUUCACUCAUGCCCUACCUUCCAUUAGUAAGGACAAUUUUAAUAUUAACUCCAGCUCAUAUUUUUAUUUAUGCUGGAAUAGGAGAAAGCCUAAUAUAUUCCCAAGCUGAACAAGCUGCAUUUUUAAAAAUUACCUCUAUUUUGAACUCCCCACCAUUGUAGUUUGAGUCCUAAUUUUCUGAAUUCUUUUUAAAGGUCUUCUCUAAUGAGCUAUGGAAAUUUGGCUUCCUACCCUUUUUUGCAACAGCACUAUUUUGGGGGAUAAUUUUGGCUUGAUUCCUAGAUCCCUGUUUCUGGAUUUUGAUGGCUUUUUGAAAAAUUGUCUUUCCUUGUGGUUUGGUGAAUGACUUGGUAGCAAAAUGAUUUUUUGAAAAAGAGGACAGAGGGAUACAGCUGCAGCUGUGAACAUGUUCUUUUUUCCCAACUUGUCAUUGAAAAUUGGGGAAUCACUUUUAACCAUUUUAUGUGUGUGUAUCCAGAGUCAGCAAAGACUGUUUCUGGAUUGUCAAUGAGGCUGCUUAAUCUUAAAAAUAAAAAUAAUUUAAAAAUUGUCUUAUAAUUA